This is a messenger RNA of Fonsecaea multimorphosa CBS 102226, 3378 nucleotides long. RefSeq lists its product as uncharacterized. Lineage: Eukaryota; Fungi; Ascomycota; Eurotiomycetes; Chaetothyriales; Herpotrichiellaceae. The coding region runs from base 1 to 3378 and encodes 1125 amino acids. Gene Ontology annotation, cellular component: nucleolus. The record is from RefSeq and is a predicted model, not a curated record. Gene Ontology annotation, molecular function: protein binding; RNA binding. The transcript has a single exon. Gene Ontology annotation, biological process: positive regulation of transcription by RNA polymerase I; positive regulation of rRNA processing.
AUGUUGCAGCCUACAAAGCGAGACGCCGACACUGCCUUUGAAGGCAGCCAUGGCGGCGACUCGCACAAGCAAAAGCGCCAGAGACGAAGAACAAGCGGGAAAGUUGAGGUUGAGAAUACCCCGUCGUUGUCAAAAGCGACGGCGUCGCCUGCUACCCUGAAAACGAGAACCACGAAUGACUCUCCCAAUUCCACUCCCAAGGUCAAGGACACAGUCAAGCCAAAUGCACCGACUUCCAGUGACGCCAAGCCGAAGAAGCAGACACCUACGAAGACUCCGACCCAGGGACUAGCUCCCAAACAAAAACCAGAAGACUCACCAAAGCCAAAAAAUGGCAAUUCUGUAUUGGAUACUGGAGGAACUGAGAAGCCACAAAAUCAAGCCGAAACAAAUAAGCGAAAAAGGAAGAAGCUUACAGCGUUGAAGUCAGAACCAGGCCACAUACGGUCACAAACCACUGGCACCAACGGGGGAAAUUCCGAAGAUUCCAAUUUGGAAUCGAAGGUGUUGGUCAACGAAUUGACGCCAGAAAUGCAAGCAGUACAGCUAUCUAACUCUAAGAGAGUGAGAAAACGCAAUGCCAACCCAGUCAAAGAGAAUGGAACGAGCAUCGAGCGUCAAAAAGUGGAUCAACUGGCUGGGGGCAACAGACUAGACCAGUUCGCCCAUCAAGAACAGAAAAAGCAGUUGGCGAAAAGCAAUAAGCAAAGGUCCAAAGUCGUCACGCAAACGCAGAUGCAAAAUUCAAUCUCGGACGGGAGCGGAUUCAGUUUAUCACCCGGCAACGGUGGAACCUUUAUCGAUCAAGAUCCAAUUUUAACCGCUGAUGACCAAUAUCUGAUCCUGCCGACACACUCUGAAAUCCAAGUCUAUUCAACCAAGACCUCCUUGCUAGUCAGAAGCUUUCGUAUCGACUCUCGAUCCGACAUUACCAGCUGCUCUUUGUCGAAGGCUGACCCGAAAAGGCUGUACGUCUCUAGCUCGAAAGGACUGGUGUCUCUAUGGGAUUGGACAACUGCUGCUGUGAUAGGUAGACACAGCACGGGACGUGGCUCACAACAAAUCGUUCCUUUGUGUCAGCAAGACGACAAGGAGAUGGUUCUGGUUCUACAAGACGAUGGGCAAGGCGGGAAGCGUCUUGAUGCUUAUUCUGUCAAUCUACUUCUAGGCGCCUUCACCGAGUCCAACACAGUGUUGCAGAGGACCAACCUAUCACCCUGCAUCAGAUCUUACGCACGAGGAGCCGUGCUGUUGACAUGCGUGGAAGAUCAACUAUUAGUUGGCCAGUGUCAAGUCACAGCAGAGGGCGAAUUGGACUUGAUCUACAUAUGGAGGGAAAUUACACUGCCGGGGUUUAUAACGAGCUUUGACGCCCAAGUCAACUCAGGCAAAUCCAAGACCUUACGAAAAGUCCCAUUUCUCGACGUUGUGAUUGGUCUGAAUGACGGGGUCAUUAUGCACUAUGAGGACAUUCUCUUCAAACUCAUUGGAAAGGAGAAAAAGAACAAAGCUUCGACAGAGGACAUUGUUGGCCGCAAGCUCCAUUGGCAUCGAACGGCCGUCAACACGGUAAAAUGGUCUCGAGAUCGGAACUAUGUUGUGUCUGGCGGUAACGAGACGGUUCUUGUCAUCUGGCAGUUGGACUCGAAUCAGAGGCAGUAUCUGCCUCAUCUUUCAACGCCAAUCCUGAAUCUUAGUGUGUCAACUGCUGGAUCUUCCUAUGCCCUACGCUUGGGUGACAACUCUGUAAUGAUUCUGUCGACCGCUGAUCUGCUUCCCUCAACGAGUGUCUGCGGCUUGGCUAUGGGAAAGAAUUCGAGUCUCAUUCUUGCUCACCCAAACGUCCCAAACCGACUACUGGCUGCUGUACCUUCCGAUGCCGCCGCAACAGGCCCGUUUCACGGCAGACGUUCGACAUUCUUACAAGUCUAUGAUAUUGAAUCAAAGAUCCAAGUUGGCCGUCAAGCUUUAACACGAAACAUGGUUACCGCGUCGAAUGUUGCUCCCACUGGACAGCCAGUCAGAGAACCCACUGUCAAGCAUAUUGCUAUCAGCCACGACGGCAGAUGGUUAGCGACAGUAGAUGAAUGGCAGCCCAACGAGCAAGAUACAGACAGUACGUACAUCAGUUCCGACGGUGCGGAUCUUCGCAGCCGAUCAACGGAAACGAGUCUGAGACUGUGGUUGUGGAAUGAAGAGAAUAGCAACUUUGAGCAAGUGACCAGAGUUGACGAACCUCACACAGCAGGUCCAAACUCUGUGCUCGGUGUAUCGUUUCACCCUGCGAAACUGGAAUUGGCUACAAUUGGCAAUGAUGCAAGUGUUUGCGUAUGGUCGCCCAAAGCGCGCCACCGGAACGGUGUUUCGGUCAGAAAUAAGGCCAAUGAGCAGCUUUACAACUGGAGCUGCUCAAGGACGAUUCGAUGCGAUCAUGACGCUCCUCUUGAGCGUGGACGCAUCGAGACAAAUGCAAUAUCUGCCGCCUUGGCCUAUUCGGACGAUGGCUCGGUUGUCGCUGCCGCAUGGUUCUGGCCUGAAAACCGGUCCAAGUUCUCGUCGGAAUCCCCUACUGCCACUUCCAAACGGCCUCGAACUCACUUUGUACAUCUCAUCGACCCUACCACAGGAAAAAUCGUUUUCUCCGAGGCCUCCCUUCUCCCGAGUACUAGCAGCGCAGCCAGACUUCUCUUCCAAUCCCGUUAUCUCAUAUGCCUCUCACAGACUCUCACAAUCCUGGACACAAUCACAAAUCGAUUGGUCUCAUCGCCAGUCCAGCUCGACCAACAAUAUGUCCCACCAAAGAGCGGGAGCCCGUUCUUCCUUGCAAAGAAUAAAUUCGACGGAACAAUUGCAAUAUGUCUUUCGCGUUCGGAAUGGCCGAGAGUUAGCAAAUUGGUGCUGUUGAGUUUGUCCAAUGACCGCUCAGGUGAUGCCAUUGCAGGCAGUGAAGGCGACCCAGGCGUGCAGGCGCAGGUUGUGUAUCAGACUUCAUUUACGGGAACGGUCAAGGGACUGCUUCCACUGACCACCGGGCCUGGGUACCUGGUUAUCGACGAGAGGAAUCAAUACCGGUAUCUUAGACCAACGACAGGAGCAUUCGCAAGGACAAACCGGGCCGCCGGGGAGAUAGAGCAAGUCACUAAGAGUCUGGACAGUAUUUUCGGUCGAAAAGGGCUUGUGGCCCCAGCUACCACUGCAGUGCGAGAGGAACUGCCAAAUCCGGUCGCCAAUACUAUGAUGAACGAACAGGUUGGUGCCGGAGCAGGGCUUGAUGGAGUGCUGAGGUUUCCUUCAUCGGCACAAGUGCCCACGCCGACAGAGCUGUUUCAAAAAGUUGUUGGGGUAUUGGCCCGGGGAGAUGAUGUGGAGUUUGAAUAG